AUGGCCGGCAAAGUUGUCCUCAUCACCGGAGCAUCUUCAGUAUGCAAAAGAGGAGCUCGUCUGGCGUUGGCAGCCAGACGAGAGGACCGCCUUCAGGGGGUGGCCGAUAAAGCUCGAGGGCUAGGCUCUCCAGAUGCCAUUGUGCUCCCAGCUGAUGUUUCAAUUCUUGAACACUGCAAUCGACUAGUUAAUGAAACCGUCAAUCACUUUGGCCAAUUGGAUCAUUUGGUGAACAACGCCGGGGUUCUGCAAGUUGGCUCGUUUGAAGAUUGGACACAAGGCCAAUUCUCUAAGUUGGUUUCGAUCAUGGACAUAAAUUUCUGGGGUUCAGUCUAUUGCACCCAUUUCUCACUUCCACACUUGAGAAAAAGCAAAGGGAAGAUUGUUGUAAUUUCUUCAAGUUCAACAUGGUUUUCUACACCAAAAUUUGGUUUCUACAAUGCAAGCAAGGCAGCCCUGAUUUGCUUCUUUGAGACAUUGAGGGCUGAACUGGGAUCUGAUAUUGGGAUAACAAUUGUGAGCCCAGGAUUGAUUGAGUCUGAGAUGACAGGAAGCAGCCAAUUUUUAUCACAGGCAAUUGUGGACAGUGCUUGCCGUGGAGACAUGUACCUGACAGAGCCAGCUUGGGUCAAGUUCGGAUUCUGGUUGAGGGUUUUCUGCCCUGAGCUACUUGAGAAGCUUUUACAGCUAAUGGCAACGAAGACGAACCCAGCAGGAACUUCAAUUAAAGAUGAUUAA
Molecule: messenger RNA, 738 nt
Organism: Prunus armeniaca (apricot)
Lineage: Eukaryota; Viridiplantae; Streptophyta; Magnoliopsida; Rosales; Rosaceae
Source: the annotation of a GenBank genome assembly